Messenger RNA from Sordaria macrospora k-hell, 783 nucleotides. NCBI's taxonomy places the organism in Eukaryota, Fungi, Ascomycota, Sordariomycetes, Sordariales, Sordariaceae. The record is from RefSeq and is a predicted model, not a curated record.
AUGGAGAUGCCCGCCGUGAUCGAAACCCGAGAAAGCUACCUGCUUGCUCGCUUCACCCGAUGUCUUUCCCGCUCAAUACGCUCAGCGACAGCCUCUCUAUCCAUCACCAAGCGCAAUGCGAACCAAACCCCAGCCUUCGACUUUGCUCUUACCACCAUAGCCCCUCGAGACCACCAACUUCUCCCGCGCGAAAGCGCCCCUCUCUCCUCAACAGCCCUCCUCGGCGCAAUCCUCGGUUCCAUCGGCGGUGUCAUCCUCCUCAUCAUCUGCUGCUUUUUCUACAUCCGCUUCCGCGCCUGGAGCAACGCCAGUAUGGCGGCUAGCAGUCGGCAGCGCCGGUGGAGGAGGGCCUAUUACUAUCAUGAUUCGUCGAGCACAAGCUCAAGCGGGACGAGUAGCACCAGCAGCAGUUCGCAGAGUACGAGUACUAGGACAAUACUGAGGGAUGUUGAGAUGGGGGAGGCCUGGCCUGCGUAUCAGAGUGGAGUAGCUGGGACGGCUCAGACGGGGUAUGGUUAUGGCUCUGGGCAGGGAAAUGGUUAUGGGCAGGCGAAUGGGUAUGGACAAGGAGGUGUCUACGGGCAAGGAGGUGUAUAUGGGCAAAGUCAGGCUCAUAGGGGGUACGGUGUUGGCUUCGAGGGAGGAGCAACGGCAGGAAAGGCGGCACCCGGAAAUGUUGCGACAGGAUAUGGACCGGGUGUGGCGCAGGCGCCGAGGGUUCCGCCUGUUGCUGUUGCGACGACCAAGUGGAAUCCUCAUAUCUACAGGCAGGGGAGGACGUGA